CAUUUUAUAAUUCCACCCAGAAGGUUAUAUAUAUGGGAGCCAAGGGCAUGCCACUCUUCAUUCCUCAGCCUUCUUCUCUAAACAAUUAAACCUUUGGUAACCGCUGCCCAUCUCUCCAUCUCCCUUUCACUUAGAAUGGCCAGCAUCCAGUCCAUCCGCAAGGCACAGAGGGCUGAUGGCCCGGCGACGAUCAUGGCCAUCGGAACCGCCAACCCUCCUCAUGCCGUCGACCAGAGCACCUACCCCGACUUCUACUUCCGAAUCACCAAAAAUGAGCACAAGCUCGAGCUCAAAGAGAAGUUCAAGCGCAUAUGUGAGAAAUCCAUGAUCAAGAAGCGGUACAUGUACCUCACUGAGGAUGUCCUCAAGCAGAACCCGAACAUGUGUGCUUACAUGGCAUCCUCUCUGGAUGCCCGGCAGGACAUCCUGGUGGAAGAGGUGCCGAAGCUGGGGAAGGAAGCAGCCGUGAAGGCCAUCAAGGAGUGGGGUCGUCCAAAGUCCAACAUCACCCACCUCGUCGUCUGCUCCACCAGCGGCGUCGACAUGCCUGGGGCCGACUACCAGCUCAUCAGGCUCCUCGGUCUCAACCCAUCCGUCAAGCGAGUCAUGCUCUACCACCAAGGCUGCUUCGCCGGAGGGACCGUGCUCCGCAUUGCCAAGGACCUUGCUGAGAACAACAAAGGUGCUCGUGUGCUUGUCGUAUGCUCCGAGAUCACUGUCGUCACCUUCCGAGGCACCGAUGACAUCCACUUCGAUAAUCUCGUAGGCCAGGCUCUCUUCGCCGAUGGUGCAGCGGCACUCAUCGUCGGAGCAGAUCCAAUGCAAGGUGUUGAGAGGCCACUCUUUGAGAUGGCUUCGGCGGCGCAGCUGAUAUUGCCAGACAGCGAGGGGGCCAUCGAAGGGCACCUCAGGGAAGUGGGCCUCACCUUCCACCUCCUCAACCAAGUCCCCACCAUUAUCUCCAAGAACAUUGAGAAGAGUUUAGAGGAGGCAUUCCAGCAGCUGGGUAUCUCUGAUUGGAAUUCAUUGUUCUGGAUUGCACACCCCGGUGGCCCGGCCAUACUUGAC
This is a messenger RNA of Elaeis guineensis (African oil palm), 1068 nucleotides long. Its product is annotated as chalcone synthase. Gene Ontology annotation, biological process: polyketide biosynthetic process. The record is from RefSeq and is a predicted model, not a curated record. Gene Ontology annotation, molecular function: acyltransferase activity, transferring groups other than amino-acyl groups. NCBI's taxonomy places the organism in Eukaryota, Viridiplantae, Streptophyta, Magnoliopsida, Arecales, Arecaceae.